Molecule: messenger RNA, 924 nt
Organism: Cajanus cajan (pigeon pea)
Lineage: Eukaryota; Viridiplantae; Streptophyta; Magnoliopsida; Fabales; Fabaceae
Molecular function (GO): calcium ion binding
Source: RefSeq, a predicted model, not a curated record
GUGCAGUGUGUAUGUGUUCCGUUCCGCUACCACAGGGCUAAAAUGGACCUUUUCAAAUUUCAUUGAUGUGGCGGUUGAAAGUAGUUGCAGAUAACAGUGCAAAAUGCAAAUAUGCGAUGCAAUGCAAAACUCGUGUCAUUUCUCUCUCUCUCUCUCUCUCUCACAGUGAGAAGCCAUGGGCAACACAUCCUCCAUGCUCACGCAAUACGACAUCGAAGAGGUUCAGCAACAUUGCGAAGACGCUUUUACGCAACAAGAGAUCGUUUCUCUCUACAAACGCUUCUGCCAGCUCGAUCGCAACAACUGCGGUUUCAUCCCUUCCGAUGAAUUCCUCUCAAUUCCCGAAUUCGCCGUCAAUCCUCUCUCUCAGAGUUUGUUGAGGAUGCUGGAUGGGUUGAAUUUCAAAGAAUUUGUGGCUUUCUUGUCUGCCUUCAGUCCUCGUGCUACUGUCCAUCAUAAAAUUGAAUUCAUUUUCAAGGUCUAUGAUACCGAUUGCAAUGGAAAAGUGUCCUUCCAUGACAUGCUGAGGGCUUUAAGGGAUUUGACUGGACCCUUCAUGUCUGAACAACAAAGAGAGGAAGUUCUGACACGGGUCCUUGAGGAAGCUGGCUAUACAAAGGAUUCUUUAUUAGUCUUGUCUGACUUCAUGAAGAUUCUUGGCAAUUCGGGUUUGAAGAUGGAAGUAGAGGUUCCGGUGGAUUAGAAUGAGGAUAAUACAAUUGCCUUAAGAGUAUAAUAUACAAAAAGAAACUUGAUAUCAUACUUUCGUUUGAUCUUCUUAUUUUUUAGAACUUUUCUUUGAGUUUGAUGACGGAAAUUCUUGGUUCUGGUAUUUAGUUCUUCCUCUUAAUGGGUAAUAGAUUAUUUGUUGUGUUUAAUUACUGAGUCAAAAUUGUGGAUGAUAUAAUUUUUAACAAAUGCUAU